UCUACCUAGCGCUGUGAUUGGCUAAAAGGUCAGCUGUCAUGGCGCCUUGCGGCCUCCAGCUUUUGUUCCUCAUCGUCGCCGCGGCCUCGGCUGAGAUUCGCUUCCCGACUCUGGCGCACCUGCGGCCGGCAGCGAGUGACGAGGAGCAGACGGAGGCGGUGCAGGAGCUGUGCCGUCGGCUGCUUGGAUCCCGAGCCGGUGAUUUCGUGCUGACGGUGAAGAAGCCGCGGGCCGAGGCCGAGACGUUCGAGUUGCGCUCGCUGCCCGACGGGCGGGUGUCGGUGCUGGGCAGCAGCGGUGUGGCGGCGGCCAGCGGCCUCUAUUCGUACCUGCGCGACUUCUGCGGCUGCCAUGUGUCGUGGUCCGGGCGGCAGCUUGACCUCCCGACGCCGCUGCCUCGGCUGCCCGGGCCCCUGUGGGUCACGGCGCCCAACAGGUUCCGUUAUUAUCAGAAUGUUUGUGUAUACAGCUAUUCAUUUGUUUGGUGGAAUUGGGAGCGAUGGGAGAAAGAGAUUGACUGGAUGGCAUUAAGUGGCAUUAAUCUAGCGUUGGCAUUUACUGGUCAAGAAGCCAUAUGGCAACGGGUAUACCUUUCACUUGGACUCACUCAGGCAGAAAUUGACAGCUUUUUUGUUGGGCCGGCAUAUCUUGCGUGGGAGCGUAUGGGCAAUAUGCACAGCUGGGCAGGGCCAUUGUCAUAUUCCUGGAAUACAAAUCAGUUGAAUCUUCAGCACCAGAUUCUUCAGCGGAUGAGAUCUUUGGGCAUGUUGCCAGUCCUCCCUGCCUUUGCUGGAUUUGUACCUGCUGCCUUCAAUAGAUUGUUUCCUAAAGAAAAUGUCACGAGGCUCGGGAACUGGGGGAACUUGAACUGUUCUUAUUCUUGCUCGUAUUUGCUGGACUCUGAGUCACCCUUCUUUCAACAAAUAGGCAAGAUGUUUCAGUUGGAGCUAAUUCAGGAGUUUGGCACUGACCAUGUUUACAGUGCAGAUACAUUCAAUGAAAUGACGCCAAGGUCAUCAGAUCCUAAAUAUUUAUCUUCAAUCAGCAAUGCAGUCUUCAAGUCAAUGACACAAGUGGACCGUUCGGCAAUUUGGCUGAUGCAAGGAUGGCUUUUUAUGUCAGGAUUUUGGCGGCCAGCCCAGGUGAAGGCCUUGUUGCAUGGAGUACCUUUGGGGAGAAUGAUUAUUCUGGAUUUAUUUGCUGACAGUAGACCAGCAUAUUUAUUCACAGAAUCCUUUUAUGGACAACCUUUCAUAUGGUGCAUGUUGCAUAAUUUUGGUGGCAACACUGGAAUGUAUGGAACGGUGGAAACUAUCAACAGAGGUCCUUUUGAAGCAAGGGCUUUUCCGAAUUCCACCAUGGUGGGUACUGGAAUCACACCAGAAGGAAUUGAACAAAAUGAUGUUGUAUAUGAGCUAAUGAAUGAGAUUGGCUGGCGCAAAGAGCCCUUAAACCUCUCAAAGUGGGUUACGUCAUAUGCACAAAGACGGUAUGGAAAGAAAAAUGAUGGUGCAGUAACAGCCUGGUUGCUGUUGUUUCAAAGUGUCUACAAUAAUACUUUCUAUCGGCCAGACCACAACAGAAGUCCAUUAGUUCACAGGCCCUCUUUAAAAUUGGACACUUCUUUAUGGUACAACAAGAGUCAUCUUUAUGAAGCAUGGAAGCAUAUGCAAAUGGCUGUUUCUGAGCUAUACUCCAGUGAAACCUUCAGAUAUGACCUUGUUGAUGUGACAAGACAGUCAGUUCAACUUCUAACAUCAGAAUUUUAUGAAGACCUUAAGCUUGCAUUUUUGAAACAUUCUCUUGUGGGGUUGCAGACUUUGGGAAAUGCCUUAAUUCAUAACCUACUACCUGAUCUUGAUGACCUCUUGUCCAGUGACAGGCACUUUCUAUUGGGCCAUUGGUUAGAAACAGCUAGAUCCUUAGCAGCAACUGAAAAAGAUGCAAACCUGUAUGAAUUUAAUGCUCGUAAUCAAAUUACUCUUUGGGGACCAAAUGGAAAUCUUUUGGAUUAUGCCAACAAGCAGUGGGGUGGUUUGAUUAAUGAUUAUUAUGCCCCACGGUGGGAACUCUUUGUGUCAACACUGAUCAUCUGUCUUGACAUGAAAAUUCCAUUCAAUCAAGCCCAUUUCAACCAAAUUUCCUAUAAAGUAGAGCAAAACUUUACCAUAAACAAAGUGAAGUAUCCAGAUAAACCAUUGGGAAAUACCAUUGAGAUAGCAAAAAAAAUGUUCCUGAAAUAUUAUCCCCAAGCAAUGAAAAUAAUUAAUUAAUCACAAACCCAAUUGUGAGCAUAAAUGUUUAGUAUGGGUGAACUUAAAUGGAAUGAUAUUUUUUGCUUAGCUGUAAUGUGCCUUUGCAUCAUAUACUGGUUAUUCCUAUAACUACAGGAUGUGCAGUGUAACCUCCAUAUACUGUUAGAUGUCAGCAGUCAACUUUAACAGCCAUGGUGUACACAAUAUGCAUUAUAAGUGAAAUUAACACAACGAUUUUGGAAUCAACACCCCAGUUCCAUUUCCAUAACAUGGCUCUGUAUAUCAACAUGUGCACGCGGUCUGUUUCUUUUUCUUUCUCUCGCACCCCACUCCUUGUCCCGCACUUUCCCUCUCUCUCCCCCUCCUGCGUGCACUCUCCCAAUCACCACAUUUCCGGGCCUUUUGCAGAAUCAAUUGGUCCCUCCAGAAUACUGCUAUUGUCGGAAUAAUUUUCUCGUAAACACCAAUUCAUUCCACAUGGCUGGAUUGUUGCUGCCUACCUGUAACCUUGGAAUAAAUGAGGCACAGUUUAGCACAAGGGACAUGAUGAGAAUAUUGGAACCAUAAAAUCUCAUGUAACUAUACAGAACAUAGGGCAGAUACAAACACCUACUCUCACUGGAGGAUAGGUCCCUUGCAGAUCGAUUGGGUACAUUUUCUCUCACUGGCACUCACUAGGUGAUGGUUAUGCAGGCAUAGAUGCACUGGGAUAGGGAUCCUAAAUGUUUACCUGUUUGUAUAAUCUAUUUUACCUUAAUCUGCUCAACUAAUCCAUUAAUUUGUCUUUGUAAAUCUAAAACUGUAAAGAUUUGAGAACAUUUAGGAUACAGUUGUUGCCUUCUAAAUUUACAAUUAAAUAAAACAUCAAUCUUGGGAGACAAGAUCAUACCCGCUUUCAAUCUUUGGA
Amblyraja radiata (thorny skate) is the source of this 3162-nucleotide messenger RNA. It is a transcript of the gene naglu, whose product is annotated as N-acetylglucosaminidase, alpha. The coding region runs from base 39 to 2273 and encodes 744 amino acids. Lineage: Eukaryota; Metazoa; Chordata; Chondrichthyes; Rajiformes; Rajidae. The record is from RefSeq and is a predicted model, not a curated record. The transcript is spliced from 6 exons.